AACGUUUAAUCCGCUAUCACGUUUUGUGUUGAGUUGCUGAUUUUGAAAGCUAUCGAACACAUAGGUUUGUAUAUGUACUUUUUAUAUGGUCGUUAGAGUUUGUUUGCAAAAAUGUUUGUCGCAAAAAGUAUUGCAGCAGACCACAAGGACCUUAUUCACGAUGUGUCUUACGACUUUCAUGGCCGGAGAAUGGCGACUUGUUCCAGUGAUCAAAGUGUCAAGGUAUGGGACAAGACCGAUGACGGAGAGUGGCACUGCACUGCAAGCUGGAAAACUCACAGCGGCUCAGUGUGGCGGGUUACAUGGGCACAUCCGGAGUUUGGUCAGGUGCUGGCUUCUUGCUCGUUUGAUCGUACUGCAGCUGUCUGGGAAGAGAUAGUUGGUGAAUCCAACGAUAAACAGCGAGGACAAAGUCACUGGAUAAAGAGAACCACGCUGGUUGACAGCAGAACCUCAGUGACUGAUGUGAAGUUUGCGCCCAAACACAUGGGUCUGAUGUUGACCACCUGCUCGGCAGAUGGGGUAGUGAGGAUCUACGAGGCUCCUGAUGUGAUGAACCUCAGUCAGUGGUCUCUGCAGCAUGAGAUCUCCUGCAAGCUCAGCUGCUCCUGCAUCUCCUGGAACCCCUCCAGCUCCCGCGCACAUCCUCCAAUGAUUGCGGUGGGCAGUGACGACAGCAACGUGACAUAUACUGGAAAAGUCCAGAUUUACGAGUACAAUGAAAACACGAGGAAGUAUGCCAAGGCUGAAACACUGAUGACAGUCACUGAUCCCGUCCACGAUAUUGCAUUCGCACCUAAUUUGGGAAGGUCUUUCCACGUGCUGGCCGUAGCCACGAAAGACGUCCGAAUUUUCAAAUUAAUACCUCUCCGGAAGGAGAGCGCCACCUCGUCUGGACCCACCAAAUUUGAGGUGCAGGUGAUGGCCCAGUUCGACAGCCAUAACUCGCAAGUGUGGCGCGUGAGCUGGAAUAUCACUAGCACUCUGCUGGCCUCCUCCGGCGACGACGGCUGCGUCCGGCUAUGGAAAGCCAACUACAUGGAUAACUGGAAAUGCACUGGCAUCUUGAGGGGAGAUGGGAGUCCAGUAAACGGCUCUUCUGGUCAGACUGGUUCUUUCGGUAACGCGGGGGGGGUCGGGGGCCCAGCCUCCCAGAACAGCGUGGUCGGGGCGGCGUCGGCUGGCAGAAAAAAGGCUCAGCUGAUGCCCGGCUAAUGGAGUAAUGUGCUGAUUGGCUGCUUGCUGCAUGCACACACAGGAUUGGACAGAAUUCCUUUGCACCUCCCCAACACUGAGUGACAUCAUAAACACACCAGAACCCUACAAAUUACUAAUAUUUAGCACUCACUCAAACUAAGUCUUAACAGUUACGUUUUGGUGUAAUACUGAAAGAAUUGAUUGUGUGUGUGCCGUUGUGUUUCAUUACCUGAUAUUGAUAAGUCAGCUAAAUUGAUGAUUUUUUUUAAACAUAUAUAUUUUGGACAGAAAUUAUGAAUAUAUUUUUCUAAAAUGAGUGAGUUUGGGCAUUUGACAUUCAAAGCAUAAGUCUUAUCAGAAGAUUUCAAAUGAAAAGAAGGGGCUUCACAGUACAUAAAACAAUUAAAAAAGUCACAUUUCUGAGAAUGUGCCAAAUACACUUAGAACCUCAACACUUAAUGCUCGCAAGAAAACAAUUGUCGCAACAGAAUUUCUUUACCUCAGUUAACAUUUUGCAUCUAUAAUAAGCUGUAUCUAAAUUAGGUGACAGACUUCUUAAUGAGACAGCUUUGCCUUUCAGAUUAACUUCAUUAAGUUGUACUGAAAGCAUUUUUAGGUCAAACAUUGAAUUUUUUUUUUUGCCUUUUCAGUACCAAGUUGGUUGGGAUUUUAGAGGUCACUUUGUAUUGCUGACCUUGUGUUUUCUCAUGGGUGUGCUAUAGAGGGCAACAUUUGAGUUCAGGAUGUUUUUCUCUCUGGGAACACUUCGUAGGUUGUGUAGGGGCCAAUCUUAAAUUUUUAGUUUUUGACCAAUCAGUUUGGAAAUUCUGUGCCAUUCUUUAAAAAAAAAAACCCCAAACCAAAACAAAAAAAAACCCUUGGAAUUUCACCAGUCUCUAAAAAUCUUGUGUAAAAAGCAACAUAUUUCAUUCAAAGAAAGAAGAAGAAGAAGCAAAAGGUUUUGCAGCACCGAAUUUUUGUCAAUAUGAGAGAGAUUUGUGACUCAGUGUUUUGAACGUGGGAAGUCUCUCAGCCUCAUAAUCACAUGCAAUGCCCCCCAGUUCUUCACAUAAUUACGAAAGCUGUUUAUGACGAGAGCUCUGACCGGAAUGUGCAUGGAGUGAAAAGACAAGAAAAUGAGGAAAAACAAGGACAGUAAACUAACUAAUUGCAACAUGACGAAGGAUGUCUGGAGGAAACCAUUGUAAACGUUAAGU
Chanos chanos (milkfish) is the source of this 2414-nucleotide messenger RNA. It is a transcript of the gene seh1l, whose product is annotated as SEH1-like (S. cerevisiae). Gene Ontology annotation, cellular component: nuclear pore outer ring; Seh1-associated complex. NCBI's taxonomy places the organism in Eukaryota, Metazoa, Chordata, Actinopteri, Gonorynchiformes, Chanidae. Gene Ontology annotation, molecular function: protein binding; structural molecule activity. Gene Ontology annotation, biological process: positive regulation of TORC1 signaling; cellular response to amino acid starvation. The record is from RefSeq and is a predicted model, not a curated record.